Molecule: messenger RNA, 285 nt
Organism: Penicillium angulare
Lineage: Eukaryota; Fungi; Ascomycota; Eurotiomycetes; Eurotiales; Aspergillaceae
Exons: 3
Coding region: 1-285 (94 amino acids)
Biological process (GO): transmembrane transport
Cellular component (GO): membrane
Molecular function (GO): myo-inositol:proton symporter activity
Source: RefSeq, a predicted model, not a curated record
AUGGCAUCUGCUGACAAGAAUAGUGAAGCAUUCCCACUAUCUCAUCGAGAAUUGGGCGCAGCUGUCACAAUUUGUGUCAAUAACGCGGUCGGGAGCGCUCUUACCCUAAGUUUCCCAUCGCUGCUAGCCAAGACCACUCCUAGUGGAGCCUUUGGUUUCUAUGCCGGAUUGAAUGUUAUCGCCUUCGUAACUAUAUUUUUUGUGGUGCCAGAAACGAUGUUAGUGACCUCGGGAGGGACCAAACUUAUUUUCACACUUGAUCGGUCAUUAUCUGACGAGGCAUAG